Messenger RNA from Saxophila tyrrhenica, 255 nucleotides. RefSeq lists its product as uncharacterized. The transcript is spliced from 2 exons. Gene Ontology annotation, biological process: mRNA splicing, via spliceosome. Lineage: Eukaryota; Fungi; Ascomycota; Dothideomycetes; Mycosphaerellales; Extremaceae. The record is from RefSeq and is a predicted model, not a curated record. Gene Ontology annotation, cellular component: precatalytic spliceosome; U2 snRNP. The coding region runs from base 1 to 255 and encodes 84 amino acids.
AUGGCCGACAAACUCCGCACCCAACAACAACUCGAGCAACUCCAAAACAAAUACAUCGGCACGGGACACGCCGACACCACCAAGCACGAGUGGACGUCCAACAUCCAGCGCGACUCGUACGCUUCGUACCAGGGCCACCCGCCGCUGCUGCAUUACAUGAGCAUUGGGAUGGGGUUGCCGACGGAGAGGGUAAGGAUGCAUUGUAUGGAGAGGAUGGUGUUGCCUGUGGGGGUUGCGCCGGCGGUGGAGGAUUGA